AAACUUGAGCGCGUAGCUGAGAGGAAAUAAAUAAAGCUUUAAAAGGCUUCAUCAUCGCCUGUCUCGUUCUAAGUUCCAACUAACUAGGGUCAGGUUUUUUUUGCCCAUUCCUAACAGCUUCACUACACUUCCUUCCCUUGCCAUUUUCUCGGGAUAAUUUCCCCUUUUUAUCCACAAAUUUCAGCAUGGCUAGGUCUGCCAAAGGCCACCAAGAAGAAUUGGACGACGACGACGAUGAACACUUCACUGCCGACACCUCUUCUCCUCACAAAGUGAAGUUGGAUGAAUCAAAUAGUGGGAAGAGGGUGAACCCUCAUCGUUCGAAGCAUUCAGAGACCGAGCAGCGUAGAAGGAGUAAGAUUAAUGAAAGGUUUCAGGUUCUGAGAGAUCUUAUUCCUCAAAAUGAUCAAAAAAGAGAUAAGGCUUCCUUUUUGUUGGAGGUUAUUGAGUAUAUUCAGUUUCUGCAGGAAAAACUGCAAAUUUAUGAACAGACUUGUGAAGGAUGGAAUCAGGAACCAACGAAAUUAAUCCCAUGGAGAGGUCAUCAUGGACCUGCAGAAAAUAAGGCAGAUACUUCUCAAGCUAUGCAAAAUGGAUCUGCUCACGAGAAAAGUGAUGUCUCUCCAUUAUUGCCAAAAAAUGUACAGAACCCAAUAGAGUCUGACUUGUCAACAACAACUAUCCAAAAGGGCCACACCAUUGGUUCAGCUGUAGAAGCGGUUCCAUUGGGGAUGCAAAUGAGACUGGAUGCAUUUGACCCAGUUGUAAGCAGUGGUAUGCCAAACCAACAUCUGCAUCAACCUAUAUCUAAUGCUGAUAUGUCUUUCCAAAUCCAGCCCCAAGUUUUGUUUAGUAAACCAAGCAGGGGCAACUAUAUGGUUUCGGAUAAUGUGUUGAUGGAACAUGAAGAGCUGACGAAUGAAAGUGAAUCACAAAGCAUUUCAAAUGCAUACUCGCAAGGAGUAUUAGAUACUCUUACACAAGCUCUGCAGUCUUCAGGAGUGGAUCUGUCUCAGACUAGUGUCUCAGUGCAAAUUGAUGUUGGUAGAAGAUCAAAUCCGGGCUUUACCCCUUCUGCAUCUAGCUCAAAGGUGUAUGGAAACCAGUUUGUGACCAAUAGAGUUAAUUACUGCAGUGAAGACUCUGAUCAAAGUCUAAAGAGGCUGAGAAGAGAUGCAACCUAAGGGUGCCCACCCCCCACGUUUAUUGUCUUGUUUCUUGUCUUUAGCUUAGGCGAAAUGGGAAGAAGGAUUAGAUUGGAUCGCAUCAAUUUUUGCUAUGCUGGUUAAUUCUGGAGAUGUGUUAAAUAUAUAUGUGUGUGUUUGCAGCACUUCCACUUGAUUUUGCGAUUGAAUGGCAAAUAUUUUAUAUUUUGCAUUCA
Molecule: messenger RNA, 1381 nt
Organism: Arachis stenosperma
Lineage: Eukaryota; Viridiplantae; Streptophyta; Magnoliopsida; Fabales; Fabaceae
Product: transcription factor BIM3-like
Exons: 7
Coding region: 186-1184 (332 amino acids)
Biological process (GO): DNA-templated transcription
Molecular function (GO): protein dimerization activity; DNA-binding transcription factor activity
Source: RefSeq, a predicted model, not a curated record